AUGGACGUCACAUCGCUAUUGAACGUAUCGUGUGGGGUAGGAGGAAGACUACAAGGAGGAAUCCAGGGAGGUCUUCCAGUUGGGCUACAAGGAGGGUUUGAAGGAGCGCUUCACGGAACACAGCAAGGAGAAACGCACCGGAGGGACUCUGUCGACAGUUCAACCCCUUCUGCCACGGGCGAGACCACGGCAACCUCUACGGCAGUUCCCAACACUCCGUCACCACCCGGUAGCAGAGCAACUUCGCAAAGAAGUGGGUCCGACUCUCCCAACGAGAGCGUGGCCGUUACCAAUCACAGGAAUCGCACGCCGUGGGACGCUGGAGGCUAUUCAUUACCAUUGUCUUUGAGUAUUGAUCCCAAGUCUAUCCCAACUAGUGGUGAAUGCCCAAGGCCCGCCUGUCAGUCACCACCUGCCAGCCCCAGCUCCCCAGGCCAUAAAUUCUCUCUGUCGAGGAGUUCCCUUUCUUCCUUCACCUCUGCCACAACCACAGCUUCGGACUUUUCCCGUACUUCAUCACUUUUCUCCAGGCAUCCGAACAAAUCAGAUUCUUGGUCAUCGGCCCAGUAUCAAUUUCAUCAACCACCUGAUCUUCGAACAAGUCCCAGUCAUCGGAACCUGGACAUGGCACCCGAACAGGUUGACCUCACCAAUAUUGACGAGGACGAAGAUGUUCAGACUUCGCCUCGUGUCAAGCUCGAGAACCACAGCGACAAUUACCGCUCCGCUGCUAUCGGUUUCAAUGGCAACAAUAACAACACAACCCGCGGUCACAAUCAGGUAUUGCCCCUUCGAGCUCAGUCACCCAGCGACGUUAUCAUCCCCCGUCGCGGGCAGUCAAACUCAAACGGGAGCUUGAAUAGCGCUCACGAUCUUCUUUCCUACGAAAACAAUGAAGACACAGUCAUUCCCCACCGGCGAGUGGCAUCCGAACCUAAUCUGCCCGUCGGGCCUCCUGGCACCGUCGGCCGGUUCUGGAUCGGACCAGAUCUAUACAACUACCUCGUCCCUGACGUUUGCCAGGAUCAUACCGAGUGUGUUCGGAUGCUCGACAUUGACAAGCCUCCUGAAUGCUCCGUCAUGACGCCCUGCACACUCCCUGAUGCCAAGAUUAACAUGCGCAAGUCCAUGUCCCAUAUUUUUGGCAGAAACAAAUCAUGCACCCGUGCCGUUCCUGACCAUGUCUGGCUGAUGGUGUGCCGCAAGCACUAUCAGCGAGCGAGAUAUCGAUCUGACAUGAACUACCAAUCAACCUUACUUCAAAGGAUUAUCAUCCAGGUUGUGCGUAUUCAGGUCUGGAGUAACGACAAUGAGAGGAGCGGCAAGGACGGCAUCUUGAAAGAUUGGACGGUUGCUGUCAGGCGCCGCGAGGCGAAACGGAUCGAUGACGCCGACAAGGGGAAAAGAAAGGGGUCCAAGAAGCGCACCCGGGUCGAUGCCGAGGCAGAGGAAGAUGAGAUGGAUGACGCCGAUGAACCUGAUCUUGAUGCGGCUAUCCAUCAGGCAUCCUCGGUGCCUGUCCCUGAUUGGUAUCAGGGCUUGUGUCGUGGUGGCUACAGCACGCUUGAAGUCCUUGACAUUCUCCGACGCAUUGACAAUGACAUGGUCGCCGGCCUUCUUUCUGCUGUCCCGGAUAUUGAGCUUCUCCCAAACAUUGAAGGCGCUCACACAGCGAAGAAGACAAAGGCCAAGACAAGCUCGGCUCACAGACGCACACAGUCCAGUGGUGCCGCGUUAAGGACCUCUGCUCCCCGAGCUGCGGCAGCUCCUCGUAGAGCUAGCCAACCCAGCACCAUUUCGCCCGAGCACGACUUUUCCAGGCCACCUCGGUCUGAAUUCACAUUCGAACGAAAUCCCAACCCUACUUAUCCCCCAGUACCCAGGGACACAGAUGUGACGGCACGCACUUACGAUAGCCCGCGCACCCUGGAACCAACAUUGUCUCAAAGCAACACUCAGUAUGACUCUGGCACCGGCACUUCCAACCAAGAAUCUCUGCCGACAUACAAUACGCAGCGAUAUGAUGCUCAGACCAACCGGACAGUUCCUCAAUACGGCAGUGCUUCCAAUUACGAUCGAAACGGCAUCUAUGAAUUGGACUUUGGCCGCCGCUCUGGGCACCAGCGAUCUGUUUCAGAUGCUAGCUUCAACCAGUGGGCCACUCCAACCUUCUCCCAGGGGUAUUCAACUCCUGCUUACCCAGUCGCAACAUCCAACUACCCUGCUGCGUCUGGUUAUCCUAGCAACAGCUUCUCGGGCUACCAACCCGCUCCUGCUCCGAUGAAUAACUUUACAUCCAGCGGGUCUGACUUUCGCGCUUCCAACAAUGGGUACCGUGCAAAUGAUUACAGCAGCUAUAGCUACAAUCAACGAAACCAGCACUCCAACCCCGGCUCGGCCUUCCACGGUUCCAACAUUAAGCAUGUUCGCAACCACAGCAGUCCGGUGUAUGGCACCACGGGGUACACAUCCUCAGGCGUGAACCAAACGGUCCCAGCUUCGGCCCCAGCUCCGGCCCAGACGUAUGGCUAUGAGCCUCGCUGGUCGGGUUACCAAACGCCCACUAUCCCAGCCAUGUCUGGUGUAAACGUGCUGCCCGAUCCCCGCCGUGCGUCCGCGAACGUUUUGGGCAGUCCGUUUGGCUCAUCCCAGCUGGCUCCGGCUCCUGCUCGCCGUGCGAGCAUGGUUCCAUCACAGCAUGGCAGUCAGGAGGGAGGGGCUUAUGCUGCCCCUGGAUCCGCUAGUUCACACCAGUGAUGAUCCACGCCUCCAACAUCCAGGUUUAUUGCAUCAUGCUUAGUGCGGCAGUAUCGUCAUACAAAGCAUAGUCACAAGCACCAACACUAUCUGGGGUUUCGUGAAGUGCCAGUACCCUGCGUGCCGGCUCGCAAAGAGUUACUGGCAUUUUCGCGCAUCUUCCCUUCAUCACAUUGCCUUGUCUUUUUAUUUCAUUUCACGGCGACGGUUUUGGUAUCGGUAUUUCUCGGCUAUUUCUCUUUUCCCUCACUCUCAAUUAUACCCGCCAUGCCUUUCUCUGCCUUUCUUUUCUCGGUCUUUUCAAUCGGCUCGCUACAUCUCGUUCAUCGUUUGCCAGUCUUUUCCAGUUCAGUUUGUCUUUCAGCGCGCUCAUAAAAAGUUCGGCAAACAUGGUAUAGGGAUCACAGAACUGGAAGGUGACGGGUCGGAGUUCAACUGAGGAGGUUUAAAGCUUUCAUGGGAUGGGCUGUUGUGUUUGAUACAAACACACGGGACGAAUAGUAAAGAAGGGUAGGGACAGGAAGAGAAGAUUACGUUAAUGAGGUCGGUCAUUUGCUUUUGGGAUAGGAUGGGGGGUCAGGGGGUCUUGUCCUUUCCGAAAUGGACUGUGAGGGUGGCGGUAGUCCAGAGAAACAAGAUAAAAAAGGAGGAGGUUCGUGUAAUAUAUGUUAGAGAUAUCCUUGUUUUUCUUUUGUGUGAUUUUGGUGGGUGGAGAUGUGGGAUAUGUGACAAUUUGAACUGAAGUGUUGAUUCCAGU
Podospora bellae-mahoneyi is the source of this 3514-nucleotide messenger RNA. RefSeq lists its product as uncharacterized. The transcript is spliced from 2 exons. Lineage: Eukaryota; Fungi; Ascomycota; Sordariomycetes; Sordariales; Podosporaceae. The record is from RefSeq and is a predicted model, not a curated record. Bases 1 to 2757 code for a protein of 918 amino acids.